CAUACCCUGCUUCAUUGAUCAUGUUUCUUCUCUUUGAAGCAAUGGAUGUCCUUUUUGGGUUUAUUGUGCAACUUCCUGUGGUGGAUUGAUAACUGGUAGUCAACUUGUAAAACCAGCUGAACUGAAAUCAGUGCAGUACUGAGUGCAUGGCCCACCUGAGGACUGUUAUCAAGAUAAAAAGGAGAACUGGAGAGGAAGAAGUGUUAUUGUUUGUUCUCCAUAGUGCUGUUGCCAUGGGUUCUCCUGGAGGAGGUUUUGCGCUUCUUUCCUGAUAGGAACUUGGCUAUUCUCAGCAUCAGAGGAGCUCAGGACCUUGUUGUCACUGAGAAUGUCUGUGGUUCACUUUGGCAGAGCUCUAGUAUUUAUCACUUCCUGGCUGCAGAGGGUAACAUGUAUGCUACUCAGUCUCCAGGAGAAGCUUUCUGACAUGAACUCAGCUGUCCUUAUUGUCAGAGGAGUGCAGGACCUCAGUGUCACUGAGGAUGGCUGUGAUACUUUUCGAAGGAGUUCUGGUUCUUACUUUGAGCAUCAUUUCCUGGCUCCAGUGCACAAAUAUCAACCUUUAUGACUCAGGUCCUUCACCCUACUGGUGCAGACUUCCUACUUCCACCGCUGACCUUUGGGCCUUCCUGGCUCAGUGGAGCAGUCUUGCAUGAGUCAUUGUUAGGGGUUUUGGGCUUCCAGCUGGACUAGUGGGGGGCAUUGUCAAGGGCUCUAGGCCUUCAGCUGGACUCAUACAAGACAUUGCUAUAGGAUCCAGACUCUCAGCUGAGUUACUUGAGUCUUGGUGUCUGGACAGAUUUCCUGUACUUUUUGUAUUUAACUCUGGGUAACCAUUAUAAAAUAAUACUCUAAGUAUUGUGUACUGUAUGUAAUUGUUUUCCUUGCAAACCCUUGACUACAAAACUCCUGCUUAGUCUUCAUAUCAGGACCAGAUAAGAAAUUGUGUGGUCUAGUCUUUCAUUGUUUAGUUUUUGUUUUCCAUACAGCAAUCUCCAAGAAAAGGAUGAUAAGAAUAAUGUGCUGCAGGACAAAAUGGAUGAGAACUUGCCUGCUACCCAUUGCCAGGAUUUGUGUGAUUCCCGCCGGCCUGGCAAGAGUCAUGCGUCCCUGACUGAGGAGCUCAUAGCUCCCUCAACCGGAAUGUGGCGAGUGAGUCACCCACUGCAAAGUGAAUAAGGCUCCUUUUGGUCUCCUCAUUGUCUCCAUACCCUUUAUUCUCAGGCUUCCAUGUGGGUAAGGCUUUUUCUCUGCAGGCAGGCUUUAGAUGUGCACCAUGGCUUCUGUCCAGUUCUACAGUAGGGUUGGCAGCACAGAAAUUCAGUUCAUCAAGCACCUGAUACUCUUUUUCAUCUGGAAUGCUGUGCUGUAUAGACCACCUCCAAGAACAUGGAACCUUUUCAUUGCUUACAUCAAGGAUUCACAGGAGGCAAGGACUCAGAAGCUGCACUCUGACAUUCACCUCCUGCAUCAGUGGCAAAGGAUCCUGUGCCUGAAGGAGCACCUAGGGUUUUCUCCUGUGGAAGCAUUUCUGUAUUUCUUCUCAGUCUAAUCUCAAUGUUUACUAAUAUAUGAAAAAUAUAAAUAAAGUGCUUGACAGCUCAAGUUAGUCAAGGGGUCUGAAGCAUAUAGUUAGGAAAAUUUCCUAUGAUUUCAAGGAAAAAGUAUGAUAAAUAGUUUUUCAAGAAUGAGGAAUUGUGUUGUUGUUUUAUUCCUUUUGCUCUUCCUCUUUGUUCAUUUUUAUAGGCUAAAAUGAUGUUUUUAUAUUUGCCUAUUUUUUUUAAGAUAUCAAUUCUUUGGUUUUUGUUUUCUUUUACACUGAUGGAGUUCGAACUCAGGGCCUCCUGCUGCUAGGCAAGUGUUGUACCACUGACUAAUAACACGAAUCCUGUUCAUUUUUCUGUGUUCAUUUUCUUUUCUUUUGCAUCUUACACUUGGAAUACCAUGUCGCCAUUUCUUCAAGGCCUCAAGAGCUAUCUCUAGUCUAUAACAAGUUCAUCUAGGCAUUCUGUGUUACUGUGCUGGUUGCUGCAUUCAUAAUACUUCCUUUCAGUUCUCUUUCUCUCCCUAUCUUGCCAUUGUCUAUUUUUCCCAUUGGAGGUGUUAGCUUAUUAAUAAUACUGUUUUUAACUUUUUGCUAUGAUAACUCGAAAUGUCUGCUUAGUCUUUCUCUAAUAUCUAUCCUUUUUAUCAUGAGAAGUCUUCAAUUUUUUUUCUUGGAACCCACAAGAUUAAAUGGAUGACACCAAUGGAAAUAAAUCUAACAUUUAGGAAACUUUUCUGUUUUUUUCAGGUGGGUUUAAGCUGAGUUUUGUGAACGUUGCAGGUAACUUGCCACAGACUAUAUCUCCUUGACGUUUUAAAAUUUUUGCCUGCUCUAGUGUCUUAGUUUCUUGUGGUAGUUUUGAUUGACGUCCGUGUCUGUAGUCCUUUCAGCUUUAUUCAUGGGUUAUGGCAUUAGAGUGCUGUUGAGUGUUAGUAUGUUUGGAAAGAGACAAAGCAUUGCACAGUACUCUAGCUUGUACUCUGGUUUUAGUGAGCUUAUGCCCAGGGCUGUCAUGUAUUGUAAAUGCUUCCCAGUAUUCCAACUAUCUUUCCAAUGUAUAUGCACCUUUCUGUAAUAUCAUCAGACCACCAGUAAUGUGCUUGGGAGAGUGUAGUGCUAUUUGCAACAGACUUCUCACCUGGUUCAUCCAAAGAAAUGGAAUCCUCAUGCUCAUGGAACAGACCCCACAUAGAAAACCAAGACAAUGAAGACAAUGAAAAAGAACAGGAAUUUCUUGCUUUCAGGCUGAGCACAGAGGCAAUCAAUGAGGAAAAAGUAGCAGAAAUCCUGCCAGACUCAUUAGGUGAAGGCCCUGAGACAUCCGGCCAUCACUACGAUUUAACUGACAUCCAUGAGCCUUUCUGCACUGCUACUGCACUAUCACAUGCACAUGAAGUCAGAUCAUCUCUGGAUGCAGCUCAAAAUGUUCAAGAUUGUAAGGAUGAAUCCCCACUGCUAAAGAUCUCCAGGAAAUAUUUUGUCAUAAUUCAGGAUCAUGCCAAGAAGAUGACUCAGUUACAUGAGCAGCUAGGCAAAGGGAGAGAUGCCUCUUUGUCCCUUGAGCACCAUCUGGAGUUUCUACUGAUCCACGAUGACCCUGAGGACUAUCAGGGUCAAGGCUACAUACAACAACUGGCUCAGGGGUGCAAGAUGGCUUCGAAUCUUGUCCUGGUGCUCAGUGAAGGGAUUUAAAUUUUCUAAUUGGAGUUCAGGCCCGAGACUUGACUAAAUUAAGGCAGAAAUUGGAGGAAGGAUGCAAUACUGCCUCCACGCUCCAUCAGAAUCUGAACAGUCUCCUCUCUGCCAAUGACCAACACAGAUGCCAUAUGAAGAGUCUCAGAUACAAACUUGUUGAGGGGUGCAAGCUGGUCAAUUGUCUGGCCCACAAACUGAGCCCAGGUAAUCUAGAUGAUGAGGAUGAGGAUGAUCAAAUUACCCUGGAUUCCAGUGUAUGUGAGGAGGAAGGAAAUUAAGUCCUGUCAGAUUCAUUAGAUGAUGAAUCUUUCCAUCCUUCCUAUUAUCCCGAUAUGCUGACCCACAGAAAUGUGCAAGCAGCACCACUUUCUCAUCACAUAAGCCUGAAGACUGCUCUGCCAUGGAUGGGCCCAAGCUGAAUUUGGAUGCCUGACUUGAAAUGAAGACUCCUCCCAAGUUGGAGAGUGAUGCUUUCCAAGGUUCGCCUGUUAUCACUGAUGAACUUCCUAUCUAUGGCCUCUGUAAUACUGACAGUGUCCUGAAACAGAAGAUUAUUGAAAGAAAACUAUGGUUAUGCAACUGGAAAAUAGCUUGCAGAUUCCCAAGCUUUCAGGCUACUUUAAAUGCUUCCCAUGGAAUGCAGAAUCCUCCCAAGGUGAUGCCUUUGAAGGCUUAGCUGCAAUCAUUCAUGAGUCUCCAAUCCAUGGUCUCUGUGAUGCUGACAGUGUCCUGAAACAGAAGAUUAUUUGGAAGUCCUGUAAUGUUUACAAUCUUUAAGUUUUAUUGGUCUUGUUCUCUAAGUUUUUGUUCACCUUUAUAAUACCUAAUGAGAUAGACAAUUCUUUUUAAGGAAACAAGAGACAUUAUGGUAACCAUUGUUGAUAACCUUGUAUUCUGUUCUUACAUCACGUACUAUGUCUAUCCUUGGUUUUAACUGACAGCUUUGUUUUGCCAUAUUUGACUUUAUUCUCUUCCAAAAAUAAAAGUAAGAAGAACUAAGGAGUAAUAAAAUCCAAAAUGUAUAAAUUUUGUUGUAAAAAAAGAGGGAAAAAUAGUGCUCUAAAGGAUACAACUGCAAGUGUGUUUAGGGGUGUUAAAUAGCUGACCAUAUUAAAAAAAAGAAAGAAAGAAAGAAAGAAAGCUACAGUUAUGCAAAUGGAAAAUGGCUUGCAGAUUCCCAGGCUUUUGUUCUUAAGUUGCACAGGAAACCACAUUUGUGGCUUCGGACACUCUUAUUAACACACUCUCUAGGAUUGAAGCUCACUCUACUAGUGUUGUUUGUCCUCAUAAUUUAUUCCAUCCGGUAUUCAACACAACUUUUGUACUGUUGCACCACUGUUUUCCAUGGCUUGGUACCCUAGCAGAACUAUUUGUUUUCAUCUGCCGUUCAGACUCUGAACUCUGUUCUGUUGGUACUGCUGCUGUCCAGUCGUCACCCCAUCACAGGAAAGACGCCUUUUAAACUCUGGGAAAUGUGUCGUGUUCCUGAAAUCAGAUACAUUCUGGCUCUUUUGCCUUGUCUUCCAACCCUCCCUACCUCUGGUAGCAUUUUGAUCUAACAGCACAACUUCAUUAACCAAUGCACGAAGACUCUCCUCUUUGGCCUGAUUAAGGGAUCCAGACUAAGUCAAUCUUUAAUUCUCAACUUAAAGAUGCAAAUGACGAGUGUUAAAAUUGAUGAGAAACACUUCUUCUCACAAAAUCUAAAUUGAAAACAUGGCUCUACAAGGGAGAAUCAUCUUGGUCUUAAGACAGUUUUGCCUCCUCACCUAUAUAUGCAGCGAUAAAAUAUUCAUAGAACACAUAAGUUAGUAUAAAGGCAUAGACUAUGAUCUGUUUAAGCAUUGUUUGUUUGUUUCUUAUUGUUCCCAUUUCUACUUCUGUUCAUUCAGGUAAGAGUGCAAAAUGCAACUCUGCUAUAUCCAAUGCCUGCCGAUAUAAGAGAGCACUUUAAUGAACUAACUUUGAGAAAAGUGAAGCCAAAAACCAGCUUUACCUCUUAAAUGGUCAGAGUACCCUUUGAGCAUCAGUGUUUGUAAAAGGUCUCAAAACAUCUUUAAAUUAGAGGGACCAUUGGUCUGCUUCAUCUCGAGUCAUCAACAUGGAAGUGCUCAAAUGCUUAGUUCCUUCACUACAAAGGCUGAAGAUCCAGCAGCCGUGGAGAGAAUUUGCAUUCCUUUCUCAACAAGACUGUAUAGCAUGGAAAAAAUUCCAAGGAAGAGCAUGCAGAUGGAUACAUUAGACUGUAGCCUCUCUACUUAAAGCACAAAUGUGUAUCUCUUUUAAAAUGAAAUAAAAUAGGAAAU
Molecule: messenger RNA, 5547 nt
Organism: Cavia porcellus (domestic guinea pig)
Lineage: Eukaryota; Metazoa; Chordata; Mammalia; Rodentia; Caviidae
Product: putative neuroblastoma breakpoint family member 5
Exons: 9
Coding region: 2702-3238 (178 amino acids)
Source: RefSeq, a predicted model, not a curated record